This is a messenger RNA of Paramecium tetraurelia, 12741 nucleotides long. RefSeq lists its product as uncharacterized. The transcript has 13 exons. NCBI's taxonomy places the organism in Eukaryota, Ciliophora, Oligohymenophorea, Peniculida, Parameciidae. The record is from RefSeq and is a predicted model, not a curated record.
AUGAACCAACAUAUAAGUAAAGCUCUCAAAACUCUAAUCAAAUCUCUAUGCAUGUAAACUCUGUGCAAGAAAUUAAUUUUGAUGCCACUGACCCUUCGAAAUCCUCAAAAUGAAGUUCACUAAAGAUUUUAUAAGACUAAUAUUGUCUUGAGUUUAUAUAAUCAAGAUCAUUUGCAGGGACUUUCAAUUUUGUCAUUAUAACUUUAUAUUAAUUAAAAAAUGAAUGAUAUAUUGUAUAUCUAUGAUGAUGAGCAGAAUACUUAUAAACCAUUCAAUGUGUUAGGAUAGUUCGGUAAGGUGAGAUAAAUUUGUAAAGGGUUUUCCUUAAAUUCAUUUUAGAUACUUUCUGAAACAGGGUGCCUAUAUUAUAUCAGCUAUGAGCUUUCCUUUUAUUAACUACCAUUCAAGAAUGAAAAAAUUAAGUACAUCACAACAAACAAAAAUGUGACAUUAGCACUUUCAUAUUCUGGGUAGGUGUAUUCUUUUGGAGACGAUAAGAAUCAUUAUGGCACUCUUGGAAUUUCAAAGAUAUACUUUUUACCUAUUCCUAGUAGAAUUGCUACAGAUUUUAAAUAGGUGUCUCUUUCCACUCAUCUUGCAUGCGGUCUAGAUUAUUCAGGAAAAUUGUGGACAUGGGGACAAACACCAAUUGGAAAUUCAGAAAUACCAUAAAUUGUAAACAGCUUAUAGAUAAAAAUUAAUAAAAUUUGCGCUGGAAGGGAUUACAUUUUACUUAUUGAUGGAUCUUCAAACAUAUUUUUACUAUCGGAUUCUUUUAAAUAAAGUUUUUAUAGCAAUUAGAAAUGGGUGCUUUAAAAAUUCAGAUAAUUUACAAAUGAACACCUAGUUAUUUCUGAAAUUUUGCCUAACGAUCAAUAUUCAUUUUUGCUCACAAAUAAAAAUGAAAUAUAUCUAUUGGUAUUAAGUGAACUAUUAAUUAAAAAGCUGGAUAUUCGAUUAAAAAUUCAUAAUGUUACUUAAAAUGAUACACACUUAUUUUGUUUAACAGAAUUAUAACAAUUUAUAAAAAUAGAUAAAGCAAAUCUUUAUUAAAAUGAGUAAAUCGAAAUGAAGGCUCUUUAUGAAUAAAUACGAUAUGAUAAUGCAGAAAAAGCUAUGCAUUCUGCUAUUUUACCUCAAAAUAUUUUAAAAUUUACAUUAAACUCAAUUUAAGGCUUUGUUGUUGAUAAGUCACGUUUUCUUGAUGGGACAUAAAAAAAAGGAAUAUCAAGUUCAAUUCAAGUUUAUUAAUAAUAAUACUCAAUAUCUGAAGUACAUUAAUAAGAGACUUAAUUAAAACUCUCGAUUAUUAAUCAUUAAAUAAAUCACACUCCAAAUAAAAUUGCAAUACCCUUAUAAAAAUCUAGAAUAUAUUAUUCUCCUUAGCCAAUAGUUUUAAAAUCUCAUAAAUCAGCAAUGACACCCUUAAAGCAAUCUGCAGUUCUCCCAAAAUCAUAUUUAUCUCGUACUCCAAAUAUGCAGCAACCUUUAGCCCGUUCUUUUGUAAACUAUUCUGAAAGUAGAACAAAAUCCCCUGUUAAAAAAGCAAAUUUGAUGAGACUUUUAAUCUAGGACAUUCAAAUUACUAUCAAUUCUAUGUACAACUACCCGUAAAUUGCAUUUGAAUUUAGGGAAAGAGUAUACUCAAAUAGAAGCAACUCUGCAUAGGACAUAAAAUAAAUGAUAAAGGAGAUAAACCCCAGAGCUAAUAGUUAAGAAAAAGAAAAAAUUUAAGAAUUUAUUCAUAAAGAAAGAAGAUAUGAUUAAGAACUUAAUAAAUAAGUGGAGACAGUUAGAUCUUAACUAGAAGGUUUAAAACGAUAAUCGAAUUAAUCAGAGGAAGUAUUUGAGGAUGCAAUUUCUAAAAGAAGAUAAAGCAUUGCCGAUGAUUUAUCAGUUGGAGAAACUGGAACUCAAGAUAAAGAAAUCAAUUAUGGUUAAAGCAGAAUAGUAGGACAAAAAAAAUACUCUAAAAAUAUAUUGAAUGCCUCUCCUAUCCUAAAUUCUCCAGCAAUAUAAAAGUUUGAUGAAACUACAAAAUUCUUUGAAGAAGAAAUUUUAUUUAGAAAUAGACAGAAGUAGGAUAGAGUUUUAAUAAGAGAAGUAAUCAUUUUGGACUCCUCAACAUAUGUAAAUGAUGAAAAUUUAUAUACAGUAAGAGGCAAAGAUUAAAUUUUAAUUGCAAGUCGAGUUAUUAAUGGGAUAAUUGAUUAAAGCUGGGAACUAACAAGUAACAAUAAAUAUAAAAAAAUUAUUUCUGUAAACGAACCUAUUUAAUAUUUAGAAGAAGACAUAAAGAUUUUUUAGGGAAAUUGCAUUUUACGAAAAUAAAUAAGAAAAACACCAGAAAUUCUUACCAUGGGGGAAGGCAUUAAUGAAGAAUAAUAGAAUGGCGAUAUUGUUGAAAGCAGAAGACUUGUUGAGAACAAUGAAUCUCUAACUCAAAUGAAAGCAGAUGGCUGGUCCUUUUAAAACAUGCAAAGGCUGGAAAGAAAUCUUGGUAUUGAAUAAUUAUAAAUUCAUCAAAUGGAAUGCAGUUAAAAAACCAGAGAAAAAAAUGAUCCAUUUUAAAGUAUAUAAAAGCAGGUAGAGGUAAACAAAGAUUAAAGUGAAACUCUAGGAAAAUUUGUACAAGAAGAAAUAUUAAGACUUAAUAAGGAUACUGGCAAAUUAGAAAAAAUUUUAAUACGAAAACCAUACAUAGAAAAAGAAAAAGCCAAAGAGCUGGAUAAAGAGUAUAGCUAGAAAGGAGUAAAAGUACUUUCUAGAAAAAUAUUAGAUAAUUCUCCAUCUUAAAAAAUAAUGUUACAGGACGGAUGGUUAUUGACCUAAGAAGGAUUUUUAUAAAAAAAAUUAUCAGAAUCAGAGCCAGAUUAAUUUGUAGAAGAGGAGAUCAUAAUUUAUAAUUAGGUAACAAAAAAGUAGGAGAGAAAAUUAGUUAGAAGGCCAUUCUUUGAUGAUUAAUUGCAAGAGAUAAGUGAAGAAUUGGAUGAAGAUAGCAAUCUUGGUGUAAAAGUAGUUGCAAGAAGAAUUAUAGAAAAGAAUGAAAAAAGGUAAUAAGGUAAAGAAUGGCAGAAGAAUCCAGAGGGCAAUUAUGAAUUAUAAAUUUCUUAAGCAGAGUCAACAUAAUAUGUAGAAGAGGAAGUACUAAUAAAGGGUAAAAAUGGAAAUAUGAUUAGAAAAUUGGUAAGAAGGCCAAUUGAAUAAUGCAAGGGAAAGGUUGGGAAUAAUUUAAGAGAAAAAGAUAACAAUGGCAACUAUGUAUUGUCAAGGAAAAUUAUAGAUAGUAGGUUUUCUUUAUAAAAUUGGAAAAAAAAUGGUACAAUGUAUGAAAAAAUUAUUUCAUAAGAAGAACCUGAACAAUUUGUUGAAGAAGAACGUAAAUUAGUUAGACGACCUUAUGAAAAUGAAGAAGAAAUUGGAGAUUAAUUAAAUGAAUCAAUAGGCAAUAACUAAAAGGUAGUGUCUCGUCGAAUAGUUUAAAAUGACACCUCUUUAAGUGAAUGGAAGAAAAAUUAAAAAAAACCGGAUAUUCAAAAUGAACCAGCUAAAUUUAUUGAGGAGGAAGUUUUAGUAAUGAAUGAAGAAACAGGAAAGAUUGAAAGAAAAUUAGUCAGAAAAUAGUAUUAACCUGGUUAGAAUGUGGGAAAUAAUAUAUAAGAAACUGAUUAAAAUGGAAAUAAGAUUCUUGCAAGAAGAGUUAUUGAAAAUACGACUUCAACAUAGUAAGCUGAGAAGGAAGGAUGGAAAAACAAUUAAGGAUAUUUUGAGAAAACCUUAUCCAUUUAAGAACCAACUUAAUUUAUUGAAGAAGAAGAAAGGAAAAUUAUACGAAGACCUUUGGACGAUGAUGGGAAUAUAUAAGAAGGAGAAGAACUUUUGGAGGAUUUAGGUGAUGGUUGUUAUGUAGUUUCUAGAAAGAUAGUUGAUAACGAUUUGUCUCUAGCUUCUUCGAACUGGAGAAAAAAUAAUGAUGGAAAUUACGAAUAAUCUUUAGGAGUUGAACCUUCUCAAUAUAUUACUGAAGAAGUUUUAUAAUUUAACAAUAAAACAGGAAUGAUGGAAAGAAAAUUAGUGAGAAAGCCUUAUUUGGGAGGAAAGAUUCAAGAAGGCGAUUAGUUAAAUGAUGUGGAUAAGAAUGGAAAUAAAGUACUUUCACGUAAAAUAGAGUCCAAUCUUUAACCUAAAGCAACCAAACAAUAAUGGUAGAAUGUUGGGAAAUAAGAAGAGAUCAUUUUAAAUUCUGAAGAACCAGAAUAAUUUAUCGAGGAGGAAAUCAUUCAAAUCAACCCAAAGACAGGAAAAUUAGAGAGAAAAAUUAUCAGAAAACCACUGAAUAACGAAGAACUAGAUAAUUUGUAAUUUGGGUAGAAUUUAGAAGAAAAUUUAGGAAAUGGUAAAUAAAUAAUUUCAAGAAAAAUUGUCUAAAAUGAUUAAUCAAAUCAGGCUUUGAAAUAGCAAGGUUGGGUUAAAAAUAGUGAUGGAAAUAUGGAAAUUAGAUUUUAACCUGAACCUGUAAAAUAUGUGGAAGAAGAAAUAUUAGUUUAAGGUGAAGAUGGAAAUGUAUAAAGAAAACUAGUAAGAAGACCUUACUUACCUUAAGAUAACAAAUUAUAAACUGGAGCAGUUAUAGAGAAAGACUAAAAUGGAAAUAAAGUUGUCUCAAGAAAGAUUGUAUAAAAUAAUAAAGUAAUGGACUCAACCUGGGUUUAAUCGAAUAAUGGUUAUUUAGAAAAGGUAGUUUCAUAGUAAGAACCUGAAGCAUAUAUUGAAGAAGAGAUUAUCAUAAUAAAUCCCAAAACUUAGAAAUAAGAAAGGAAAUUAAUCAGAAGACCUUUGACUCAAUCAGACAUUGGCGAAAUAGGAGAAAAUUUACAAGAAGGUGAUGCUAAUAGAAAAGUAGUUGCAAGAAGGAUAAUUUCAAAUGAAUAAUCUUUGGAUUAAAUGAAAGAUUGGUAACAAAAAUAAGGUCAAAUGGAAAUAUAACUAGCAUAAAGUGAACCAACAAGAUAUGUCGAAGAAGAAGUACUUUGUUAUGGAGAAAAUGGAUUACAGAGAAAAUUAGUAAGGAGAACUUUGACAAAAGAAAAUUCAUAAAUGGGGAAUAAUUUAAAUGAAGUUGAUAAAGAUGGAAAUAGAAUUUUAUCUAGGAAAAUAGUCGAUAAUUCUUAAUCUAUUAGUUAAAUCCAAAAAGAUUGGCAAAAAAGAUAAAAUGGUACUCUUGAAAAAAUUAUUUCUUAAGAGGAACCUGAACAAUUUGUUGAAGAAGAAGUAAUAAUAAUCAAUCCAAAAACAGGCAAACAAGAACGUAAAUUAGUUAGACGACCUUAUGAAAAUGAAGAAGAAAUUGGAGAUUAAUUAAAUGAAUCAAUAGGCAAUAACUAAAAGGUAGUGUCUCGUCGAAUUGUUUAAAAUGACACCUCUUUAAGUGAAUGGAAGAAAAAUUAAAAAACCGGAUAGUUAGAAAAACUCAUAGUUCAAAAUGAACCAGCUAAAUUUAUUGAGGAGGAAGUUUUAGUAAUGAAUGAAGAAACUGGAAACAUGGAAAGAAAAUUAGUCAGAAAAUAGUAUUAACCUGGUUAGAAUGUAGGAAAUAAUAUAUAAGAAACUGAUUAAAAUGGAAAUAAGAUUCUUGCAAGAAGAGUUAUUGAAAAUACAACUUCAACAUAGUAAGCUGAGAAGGAAGGAUGGAAAAACAAUUAAGGAUAUUUUGAGAAAACCUUAUCCAUUUAAGAACCAACUUAAUUUAUUGAAGAAGAAGUUAUUAUCAUGAGAUAAGGAGGAAAGUAGGAAAGGAAAAUUAUAAGAAGACCUUUGGACGAUGAUGGGAAUAUAUAAGAAGGAGAAGAACUUUUGGAGGAUUUAGGUGAUGGUUGUUAUGUAGUUUCUAGAAAGAUAGUUGAUAACGAUUUGUCUCUAGCUUCUUCGAACUGGAGAAAAAAUAAUGAUGGAAAUUACGAAUAAUCUUUAGGAGUUGAACCUUCUCAAUAUAUUACUGAAGAAGUUUUAUAAUUUAACAAUAAAACAGGAAUGAUGGAAAGAAAAUUAGUGAGAAAGCCUUAUUUGGGAGGAAAGAUUCAAGAAGGCGAUUAGUUAAAUGAAGUGGAUAAGAAUGGAAAUAAAGUGCUUUCACGUAAAAUAGAGUCUAAUCUUUAACCUAAAGCAAACAAACAAUAAUGGUAGAAUGUUGGGAAAUAAGAAGAGAUCAUUUUAAAUUCUGAAGAACCAGAAUAAUUUAUCGAGGAAGAAAUCAUUCAAAUCAACCCAAAGACAGGAAAAUUAGAGAGAAAAAUUAUCAGAAAACCACUGAAUAACGAAGAACUAGAUAAUUUGUAAUUUGGGUAGAAUUUAGAAGAAAAUUUAGGAAAUGGUAAAUAAAUAAUUUCAAGAAAAAUUGUCUAAAAUGAUUAAUCAAAUCAGGCUUUGAAAUAGCAAGGUUGGGUUAAAAAUAGUGAUGGAAAUAUGGAAAUUAGAUUUUAACCUGAACCUGUAAAAUAUGUGGAAGAAGAAAUAUUAGUUUAAGGCGAAGAUGGAAAUGUAUAAAGAAAACUAGUAAGAAGACCUUACUUACCUUAAGAUAACAAAUUAUAAACUGGAGCAGUUAUAGAGAAAGACUAAAAUGGAAAUAAAGUUGUCUCAAGAAAGAUUGUAUAAAAUAAUAAAGUAAUGGACUCAACCUGGGUUUAAUCGAAUAAUGGUUAUUUAGAAAAGCAUAUAUUGAAGAAGAGAUUAUCAUAUAUAAAUCCCAAAACUUAGAAAUAAGAAAGGAAAUUAAUCAGAAGACCUUUGACUCAAUCAGACAUUGGCGAAAUAGGAGAAAAUUUACAAGAAGGUGAUGCUAAUAGAAAAGUAGUUGCAAGAAGGAUAAUUUCAAAUGAAUAAUCUUUGGAUUAAAUGAAAGAUUGGUAACAAAAAUAAGGACAAAUGGAAAUAUAACUAGCAUAAAGUGAACCAACAAGAUAUGUCGAAGAAGAAGUACUUUGUUAUGGAGAAAAUGGAUUACAGAGAAAAUUAGUAAGGAGACCUUUGACAAAAGAAAAUUCAUAAAUGGGGAAUAAUUUAAAUGAAGUUGAUAAAGAUGGAAAUAGAAUUUUAUCUAGGAAAAUAGUCGAUAAUUCUUAAUCUAUUAGUUAAAUCCAAAAAGAUUGGCAAAAAGGAUAAAAUGGUACUCUUGAAAAAAUUAUUUCAUAAGAGGAACCUGAACAAUUUGUUGAAGAAGAAAUAAUAAUAAUCAAUCCAAAAACAGGCAAACAAGAGCGUAAAUUAGUUAGAAGACCUUAUGAAAAUGAAGAAGAAAUUGGAGAUUAAUUAAAUGAAUCAAUAGGCAAUAACCAAAAGGUAGUGUCUCGUAGAAUUGUUUAAAAUGACACCUCUUUAAGUGAAUGGAAGAAAAAUUAAAAAACCGGAUAGUUAGAAAAACUCAUAGUUCAAAAUGAACCAGCUAAAUUUAUUGAGGAGGAAGUUUUAGUAAUGAAUGAAGAAACUGGAAACAUGGAAAGAAAAUUAGUCAGAAAAUAGUAUUAACCUGGUUAGAAUGUGGGAAAUAAUAUAUAAGAAACUGAUUAAAAUGGAAAUAAGAUUCUUGCAAGAAGAGUUAUUGAAAAUACGACUUCAACAUAGUAAGCUGAGAAGGAAGGAUGGAAAAACAAUUAAGGGUAUUUUGAGAAAACCUUAUCCAUUUAAGAACCAACUUAAUUUAUUGAAGAAGAAGUUAUUAUUAUGAGAUAAGGAGGAAAGUAGGAAAGGAAAAUUAUACGAAGACCUUUGGACGAUGAUGGGAAUAUAUAAGAAGGAGAAGAACUUUUGGAGGAUUUAGGUGAUGGUUGUUAUGUAGUUUCUAGAAAGAUAGUUGAUAACGAUUUGUCUCUAGCUUCUUCGAACUGGAGAAAAAAUAAUGAUGGAAAUUACGAAUAAUCUUUAGGAGUUGAACCUUCUCAAUAUAUUACUGAAGAAGUUUUAUAAUUUAACAAUAAAACAGGAAUGAUGGAAAGAAAAUUAGUGAGAAAGCCUUAUUUGGGAGGAAAGAUUCAAGAAGGCGAUUAGUUAAAUGAAGUGGAUAAGAAUGGAAAUAAAGUGCUUUCACGUAAAAUAGAGUCUAAUCUUUAACCUAAAGCAAACAAACAAUAAUGGUAGAAUGUUGGGAAAUAAGAAGAGAUCAUUUUAAAUUCUGAAGAACCAGAAUAAUUUAUCGAGGAGGAAAUCAUUCAAAUCAACCCAAAGACAGGAAAAUUAGAGAGAAAAAUUAUCAGAAAACCACUGAAUAACGAAGAACUAGAUAUUUUGUAAUUUGGGUAGAAUUUAGAAGAAAAUUUAGGAAAUGGUAAAUAAAUAAUUUCAAGAAAAAUUGUCUAAAAUGAUUAAUCAAAUCAGGCUUUGAAAUAGCAAGGUUGGGUUAAAAAUAGUGAUGGAAAUAUGGAAAUUAGAUUUUAAUCUGAACCUGUAAAAUAUGUGGAAGAAGAAAUAUUAGUUUAAGGCGAAGAUGGAAAUGUAUAAAGAAAACUAGUAAGAAGACCUUACUUACCUUAAGAUAACAAAUUAUAAACUGGAGCAGUUAUAGAGAAAGACUAAAAUGGAAAUAAAGUUGUCUCAAGAAAGAUUGUAUAAAAUAAUAAAGUAAUGGACUCAACCUGGGUUUAGUCGAAUAAUGGUUAUUUAGAAAAGGUAGUUUCAUAGUAAGAACCUGAAGCAUAUAUAGAAGAAGAGAUUAUCAUAAUAAAUCCCAAAACUUAGAAAUAAGAAAGGAAAUUAAUCCGAAGACCUUUGACUCAAUCAGACAUUGGCGAAAUAGGAGAAAACCUAUAAGAAGGUGAUGGUAAUAGAAAAGUAGUUGCAAGAAGGAUAAUUUCAAAUGAAUAAUCUUUGGAUUAAAUGAAAGAUUGGUAACAAAAAUAAGGUCAAAUGGAAAUAUAACUAGCAUAAAGUGAACCAACAAGAUAUGUCGAAGAAGAAGUACUUUGUUAUGGAGAAAAUGGAUUACAGAGAAAAUUAAAAAUUCAUAAAUGGGGAAUAAUUUAAAUGAAGUUGAUAAAGAUGGAAAUAGAAUUUUAUCGAGGAAAAUAGUCGAUAAUUCUUAAUCUAUUAGUUAAGUCCAAAUAGAUUGGCAAAAAGGAUAAAAUGGUACUCUUGAAAAAAUUAUUUCAUAAGAGGAACCUGAAUAAUUCUGUUGAAGAAGAAGUAAUAAUAAUCAAUCCAAAAACAGGCAAACAAGAGCGUAAAUUAGUAAGGAAACCAGUAUAUUAAAUUAACGAAUAAGUUAAUUAUGGAGAUUGUUUAAAUGAGUAAGGAAAGGAUGGUGAAAGAGUUAUUUCUAGAAGGAUUAUAUAAAAUUAAUUUUCAUCUGAUGAUUUAAACUAAUAAGGAUGGCAACAGAAAAAAGAUGGAAAUUUAGAGUAAAUAAUAUGUGAAACAGAACCAACUAAAUAUAUUGAAGAAGAAAUUUUAGUCAUGAAUCCAUAAACUUAACAACUUGAAAGAACAUUGAUAAGAAGGCCAUUGUCACCAAAUUCAUAAAAUUUAAAAACUGGAGACAAUCUAACUGAAAUCGAUAAGGAAGGGAAAUAAAUUUUAUCAAGAAAAAUAAUUGAUAAUAUAUCUUCAAUUAAAUAAUAAUAAAAAGAAGGAUGGAAGUUUGAAUAAGGCAGGCUUACUAGAUUAGUAAGCCUUUCUGAACCAAAAUAAUUCAUUGAAGAGGAAAUUUUAAUUGUCAACUAAAAUACUGGGAAACAAGAGAGAAAGUUAAUAAGAAAACCCUAUAUCGAGGAUAACAAAACCUAAUUUGGUGAUGAAAUAGAUGAAUAAUAAUAAGGCUAUAGAGUAGUUUCUAGAAAAAUUGUUUCAAACAAUAUCUCUUCAGAAACAAAAAAAAAAGAAGGAUGGAUAACUAACAAAGAAGGAUUGAUGGAAAAAGUGAUAGCUUCAUCUGAGCCUUCCAAAUAUAUUGAAGAAGAAAUUUUAAGUUUUAAUAAGGAAACAGGUUAACUAGAAAGAAAAUUUCUAAGAAGGUAAAUCUAAGACAAUCUUGUUAUGGGAGACUCAAUAUAAGAAGUAGAUCCUUUAGGAAAUACAAUUUUGUCAAGAAAAAUAGUUGACAAUAAUUCUACUACAGGAUGGAUUAAAUAAAAAAAUGGAACUUUAGUGAAGUAACUAUCAGUAUAGGAGCCAGAGUAGUAUAUAGAAGAAGAAGUGCUUUUAACUGACAAGGAUGGAUAAUAAAAGCUAAUUGUUGAAAGAAGACCCUUUAUAAAUGGUGAAAGCAAAAUUAAUAGAACUGAUGGAGGUUUUGUUUUAUCAAGAAAAGUUAUUUAAAAUAACUAAACCUUAACUGCUCUUAAAUAAGAAGGAUGGGUUAAAGAUGAUUAAGGAAUCCUAAAAAAAGUUGGAGAUUAAUCUACUGGCAAUUCAGCAUUAUCCAAAUAAUUAAUUAAUUAAGAUUCUUAAUAUUUUGAAGAAGAACAUUAAAUAUUAAAUCCUAAGACUAAUGAAAUGGAAAUAAUUUAAUUAAAGUUUCCUUACAAUGUAAAUAGAUAAAUUGGAAAAAGGUUAAAAGAAUAGGAUUCUGAUGGUAAUCAAAUAAUAAGUCGAAGGAUUGUUACUAAUCUUGAUUUAGAUUAUAACCCAUACUAAUUUGUAGAAGAAAUUGUGGAAGUAGCAAAUUAAAAAUCAGGUUAAACAGAAUUGUUUGCUAUUUAAAAAUAGGUUAACAUUACAGAAGUAUAGAUUGGAAAAAACUUAAAUGAAAAAUAACCUAAUGGUUUUAUUAUCAGAUAAAGAAAGAUAGAUAGUUUAUAAAGUUGGAAAAAGGUUACUGAUGCUCCAAAGGAAUAUUUUAAAUAGCAUGCAAACAUAAAUAUAAAGAGAUAAAUGUAUUAAAUUGAUGAGGACAGCUAGGAGUAAAGAGACUCAUAAUAUCGAUCUAAUGAAGAGUUGAAUAGCUAAGGUAUAAGGGUUCCGGAUUUUGAUGGAUCCAGAACAGAUAAGUUUCUUGCUAGUUCUAGUGAAAAAAGAAAGCAACAAUAAUUAAAGGCUAUAGAGGAAGAAAUUUUGAUAUUGAAUCCUUAAACAAAAAAGGUAGAGCGUCGCUUACAAAGAAAAACAAAUGAAGCAAAAUAAGAUCCAGAGAUUGGAGAUGAUUUAUAUGAGUAGGAAGAGGAUAUUAUAAUUUUAAGUAGACAACUUGCUGAGUCAAAUUCCCCAUCAGAUUUAAUGAAAAAAGGUUGGUGUGAAAAGAGCAGCAACAUUUGGCAAAGAAUUUUAAGCAAGAAUGAAUCUUUCUAAAUGAUUGAGGAGGUAGUAAAAGAAGGAAAAGGUAACAAAUAAAAAAUAAUAAUUACAAGAAAAAACUAUAAAGACGAAGAAUUACUCUUUGGAGAAGAUUUGAAGGAACAGCUCGGCUAAGAUCAAACUUUAGUUCGUAGAAUUAAAGUCUCUAAUCGAUCUUUGGCAUUUUAUAAAAAUUGUGAUUUUAGUAAAAAUAGAGAAGGAAAUUAUGUAAAAAUAAUAUAAUCAAAUGAUAACCCAAAUGUUUAAUUAAAAAUCCCAAAAUAUUAAGAACCAAAUCUUAAGAAAAGUAAAUCAAGCUCCUCAUAACUAUCACUAAUUUAAGCUAUAGAGUAAACAUAAAUAACUAAAUCUAAAUCUUUAAUGAAUGUUAACGAAUAAUAUAAUAAAAAUCAAGGAACAAAUAAAGCUUAACAAUAAUUACAUGAAUAAUUUAUGGAUGAUCAAGCAAUAAUUAAUAGAACAAAUAUUUCUGAUAUAUCUGAAACAGAUAAAAUGUUUUUAAAGUAAUUGGAAAGAAAGGAUCAUAGUAAAAAAUAAUCCCAAUAAGAUAUCCUGCGAAAUAGGGUUGGUUCUGACAAAAACAAUAGAAGUUCAUCCAGUCCUUUCUCAGACUAAGAUUACAAUAUGAGUUCUAACUUCGUUGUGGGCAUUAAAAUCAUAAAAAGACUUCUUUAAAAAAUGAUUUUAGUUAAUGCUAAAAUAGGGUUUGAUGAACUUUGCUAUAUAAAUUAAUAAUAUGAGAGAUUCUCAAAGGCAAUUCGAUUAAUAAAAAAAUUUGGAACGAGGUGUGGAUUAGCUUCUCUCAAUGAACAUAGGCUAAAAACCUUCAUAGAAUUCAAUGAGGAUGACAUCAUAAAAUAUAAUUAAAUGCUCACUGAGAAUAAAAUUCAAGCAAUGGAACAUAUUCCAGAAUAAGGUCAACAAGCUGAGCCUAUAGAAUUAAGUCCUGACGAAAAAGGAUCAAGGACAUUAGUUAAAUCUCAAUCAUAAAUAUUACCAAAAUAACUCAAUUUUAGAAACUCAUUCACUAGUACUCCAUAAAAAGAACAAUAACAAUUAUCUUAAAAUUAAAUCAAAUCUGGUUAACCAGUUAGAGCUACAUAAGCUCCAUCUACUUCCAUUAUUAUUUCUUCACUUCCUCAAUCUUAAUAAUUAGUUAGGGGAUCGAAUUCCCGUAGCUCAACCAUCAAAACUGUAGUUAGUCCUUAACCCUAAUAGAAAUAUGCUGCUUAACAAAAAUUUUCCUACCAAAGCGAUGAUAAAAAAAAAAGUGGUUAAAACACUAGCUAAAGCACUCAAAAGAGUAAUAGAUAAUAAGAAGUUCCUUCAGUUAAUUAAAGUUAAAAUGCAUCAUAAAGUUCUAUUUAAAAUUCAAGCAAUUAAUUAGCUGCCUAAAAAAAAGAAAUUAUAUCAUAAUAAUUUAAAAAAAUGGGAUCAUACUCUCAAAAAUCAAAAAAGUGA